UGUACCACCAGCCGUUGAAAUAGAUAUGUUAUUUUUAUGAAGAUCCAUACGCGUAUUGCUCCCAAGGACAAUGUAUUCCUCGGGAAAUAGCUAUCAUUACAAUAAGGAAAGAUAUCAAAGGCAAAAAUUAUUAUUGUAAAUAUAUAUAAAGAUGGUAAGUAUGAAAGAAAGAUGGUCUUUAUUCCCGAUUCAAGGUAUUUUUGUUGGCCGUAUUAUUUAUGACCAGCCAUUGAUUGCAACAAUCUGAUGCACAUCAUGCAAGGAGAGGUCGACCAUGCCAGCUGCCGGUGUCUUCCUUGAGAUAACUUUUGGAUGGUAGAUGAAGAUUUGAUUGAUGGGUCAAUGGUUAAGACUAUAAUGAUAUAUACUUAGUACAAUGGAGUAGGAAAAAGCUGUGUAGGUGCGAAGUGGGUGAUUUAGAGUUCAAAGGUCAAUUUCAAAACUGGUGACGUCUCUAUAUAUAUGAGUGAAAUAUUCUCGAAUGGGACGUAAAAGAGCAGAGUUGGACCGUCAUGUGGUAAUUUCUGAAUUUACUGGGUGGGUGUAAAAAACGAAAAUUACAAUUUAACAACAUUUUUGUAUUUACACCCACCCAGUAAAUUAAAAAAUAAAUACGAUAUGACAAUAGUAAUGGACCGUUGUUCUGCUUUGCAGUGUUUAUCAGCGAUGUGAUGACGUAUUAUAUGUAGUAUAGAUAUUAUGGACUUCGAUGUUGGGUCGAUAUGUCAUGUUAUAUAGCUGAUUCCGUAAAUUCAUCAAUGAUCAAUCCCCGGUAACAUUCACGGUCACGUGAUUAUUAUUACAUUAACAGGAUAUAACUCUCUCAAUGCUAUAAUUUAACUGUAUUUAACCGAGAUUAUAAGUGAUCAAGCGAGGACGAUUGGUCAACAGAAACACAUAUCGACGUAUGAUAUCAAAAUCUCUAAUUGCAUGGAUAUGUUCGUCUAUUUAUAUUUCUUCAUCAUUUCGUAGUUAUCAAAGAGAAAACUCAUAACUUUUUUUUUUUAACGUAAAAGCAUUCCGAUUUCUACCACUUUAAAACACAUUAGCGUUGCACUAUCGCUAUAAAAAUUCAGUCCCGGUAGAUAAAAUAGUAAAAGUAAAAGCGAAAGUACAGCUACUACUUCAAACAAGCAGAUUGUAGAAUACACUCAAAUAAGUGUACUGACAGUUGGCCUGAUCUGGGAAACCUGUUCUUGAGGAUGAAGUCCCAAGUCGCAAAUCGGUACGGGUCCACUAUUUCUAUAAUAUUGUCACAGAUGAUUCUUACCCAACUUCUAUAAAAAUUCACAUUGUAUAAAAAAUCCUAGAGAAAUUCGAUUUCCUGUAAAAAUUUUACAAAAUCCUACGGAAUUUUUAUCUAAUUUUUUAAAGAAUUAAAUAUAAUCAUCUCGUCGUAAAUUAUAUUUCAAUUUAGAGGAGAGAAAAUUUGCAAAAAAUAAAAUUUCGAAAUCAUGUGGGAUGAUGCUAAAAUCCUAAAGGAAUACCAUACUAUUUUCCGUCUCCGUAUGGGUGAAAGGAUCUCGAGAGAGACGCUAAAUAAUAUAGACUCAAUCAAUCUUAUCAUUCAUGUACCAUUAAUGAUUUAUUUCAACAACAAAUGAGCAAGGUGAACCAACCCUCCUACACUGUAAACAUAUCUGAAUCCGUCGUUGAGUUCCAUGUACAUAUUCGACUUUCAUAUGUAAACAUUUUUAUAUUAAUCCCACGAGUACAUAGAGUUGUUUUACAUAAGUUUGAUGUGUCGUGGUGAACUAUCGCUGCGCGUUAGAUAAUGUAAGCGCGCAGCGAUUAAGGUAGCGUCUGCGCAACAUUCCGAUUACGCUACCCUGAGUAACUGAUUGAUAAGAGGAAAUGCGAGCCUGCUGGAUUCACUGUGAAGGAAGAAGUGUAACUCUGAAAUACUGUCAUCUAAUUAAUUAACUAAUCGUGUGUCCGUGUUAAAAGGUAUACACAAUUCUCUGAAUUUAAAUAUUAACUGAUCGUACACGUAACCACGUGUGUACAGGCACAUAUCAGUGUGAUUGGCAUUAUCACGCGUGUAUCGUUAAUUUAAUCAACUGUGUGAACAAAGACAUGGAAACUUCCGACAAAUCCUGCGACAUCUGUCACCGUAUGAACUCUGUUGAACUUGCAACGUCACGGUGCAUCGACUGCUGCGACGAUUUAUGUGAAAAUUGUGCCAAAGCUCAUCCCGCCAACCGCUUGUCUAUGGAACACUGUGUCUUGUCAUUAAAUGAUGUUGAAAAGGCGGACACUGGUUCGCAAAUGGUCGGUUUCUGCGAAAAGCACACCGACCGGAAGCUGGAGGUUUAUUGUUUUGAUCAUGAGCAAGCUUGUUGUUUGAUGUGUGCAACUACUGAGCAUAGAAAAUGUGACGAGGUGGAGAACGUGGAGGAGUGUGCUAAACAAUCCGGAGACGUGGAAGUGGAGAAAUUGAAAGGAUUGCUUGAGAAUUUGAAACAAGAAUGUGCGGACGACACAGCUGUGAUUUUUAAAAAUGAGGAGAAUUUUGGUGUUCAAGUUGGGGAUGUCCAUGCUCAUAUACGAUCGAUAAAGGAGUCGGUGAUGAGAUUUCUGAAUGAGAAGGAGACUGAAUUUAUAGAACAGCUGACGGACAUGCAAAAUGAGAAAAAUACUGGAUUUUCUGUUAAAGUUGAGAUGUUAAAUGACUUUCAAGCAAAUAUAGAUCUUGAUGUUGAAAAAUUGAAGAAUUAUGACGGUAGAAAUGAAGUGUCACUUUUUCUAGAAAUGAAGCAAAUUGAGAAGAAUUACAAAUCCUUAAGAGAAAAUUUACAAACUGUACGAGCUGGUUAUAAACGUGUUGAUAUGAAAUUAGAAGAUGCGAAUUUCCUUACGCAUAUUCUUCUCGAACAGAACCCAUUCGGCAAACUUAUGGUUGAGGAAACUGUCGAAAAAUCAAAGCCAGAUUUAUUGAACUCUGAGUUGGUUCUGACAAAUGUUCUCGCAAAAUCGGGAUGUCGAAUGACUGACGUUGAAGCUAUUGGUGAUGACCAAGUUCUCGCUGUUUGCGACAAUCAUAACAGACUCCAUCUCUUCAGCACCAGUGGUAACCUUGCCGCUGUCGGAAAGUUGUCCGGGAAACCGUGGGCCAUGACGAAGACAGACCAAGAAACAUCCGUUGCUGUUACCAUUCGUUCACCCCAGUCAAGUAUUGAGAUUGUCAAUGUGAAGGUCGACAAGAGUCCGACUGUAUCUACAACGAAAAUUAUCAACCUCUCAUUCAAGCCCAAUGGCAUCGUCUGUGACAAUGGCACUCUCAUCAUAUCCUCUACCGAUGGUUUACUCCGCCACAUCGACACCAGUGGGAAUAUUCUCAAUACUGUCUCGGUCACGAAGGGUUACGUAUACGGACUUUGCCUUCAGUCGAGACGUAUCAUUUACUCGCACCAUACUGAUAAUGGAAAAGUUUAUGCUAUGUAUAAUGAUAAGUUGGGUUCCCAAGAAUUCACUUUCGAACACGACAAACUCAGUUAUCCACUGGGAGUUUCCUAUGAUUUACAUGGUAAUAUGUACAUUGUAGGUUGUAGUACCAACAAUGUAUUGCAGUUGAAUUCAGACGGGGUGUUUGUAAGAGAAAUUCUGUGUAAAGACAGAGAUGAAGCUGUAACUAAUCCUAUGGGAAUCCGCGUGGCAGUCAUGGGAUCAGUCCCACGGUUGUUACUAACUUGUCAAAAUGAAAUCAGAGUGUAUAAUUUUGACUCUUACUGACUGUACUCCCUUAUGUCGAGAUAAACAAACACUGUACAGGAAUGGAAAAUGCAGGACAGAUCUAUUGAUCUUUACCUGUAUAGAAAUAUCUGCCUAGCUUUUCCUGGAUACCACUUAGAAUUUCCUAUUUGUUCUGAUUAAAAUAUUGGUUUUGCUACACAUAUAAGUCAAGACGGUUGAUUUGUUUGUUUGUUUUUUAACAAUAUUUUAUUGUUGUUUGUAGGGUUUUUUAUUCAUUCAUUAUGUUUGGUUCAAUCAAAUCAAGAAAAGUUUUAUUUUAUCUAGUUGCAUGUAUUUGAAGUGUUGAAAAGUCAAUAAACUCUUGAGAAAGUAA
Molecule: messenger RNA, 4066 nt
Organism: Ostrea edulis (European flat oyster)
Lineage: Eukaryota; Metazoa; Mollusca; Bivalvia; Ostreida; Ostreidae
Exons: 1
Coding region: 2077-3732 (551 amino acids)
Molecular function (GO): zinc ion binding
Source: RefSeq, a predicted model, not a curated record